AUUCGAAGCGCUGACCAAAACAAUCCAGUGCGAUCACCGCAUGUGCCAAACCGACGUUCGUCCUGUCGGAAAUGCGCCCACGCCUGUCGAGAUACGGCGCCGUAAGCAAAAGGCCAAGCAAACAGGGCUUGCCUGUUGCUUCUGUGUUCCUGCCGCGUUCGAUGAUCGAAUCCAUCACGAGGCCCCACCGUUCACCUUCCUUCAACCACUGCGUAGUCAACUUUGCGAGUGGAGGUCCUGUUAUCUCUCUGUGCAUAUCCUCUCUACGACAUCCGGCACUUUGAAAUCGAGUGUAUCCUAUCGUGAGGCCACCGCGCAAUGGCGCAUUAGGUAUGUGUGUCAGUCGGGCAUGUACUCGGAACUUUCGUCGGUGUCUUGGACUGUGGGAAAUUUACUUGGGAAAACCGGGCUCAUAGAUUUGUUGAAACCCUCAGUGGUAUUCUCCUCGGACCCAACACCUCAUAUCAUAGAAGCCACGAAACGGCGCAGUUUUGUAAUAUCUUCCGCAGCUAUGGUUCUAACACUCGCGAGUACUCGCAGCUCGCCCAGUCCUGUGGACUCGAGAGCGGCAAAGUAUGAAAAGGCAGAGACAUCAGUAAAAUACAGGACUUGGACCGCAACUUCGUCGCCGGCGAGAAGUUCACUUAUGCGGCCGACUGCCUCCUCGGCGGCUAAAGUCACCGUUAAGGUGCCCACGACUCCGAAAUCUGUCAGUUUCGCCACAUCGCCUCGGACGCCUAGCCCCGCAGGCGCAGCCCAGAUGUCCAGGGAAAGGAAGACGCUAGUCAAGAAGCCGUCCUUCGUACUGCCGGCGAAAGUCCACCUCCCCCAGCCACCCAUUCCGCUGAUGAGCCAAUUCGCCGUGCCAAAGAAACCAUUGGGCCCUCGAUUAUCGAUCGCCGCCGCCGCUGCCGCACCACUUGCGCAAUAUUCCCCGCCUAAGACCGCGGGAUCGUCCUAUGAUAUUACCACCAGCCCCAAAAUCACCACUGGCGGCCCUAAACAUUCCGCCGCGAGACUACCUCGAUCACCACCAAAGCAACCGGUCGUCAAAGUAUCUCGCUAUCCAGUCCCAUCCCCACCCUCUUCGCCGCCUAGCGCAGUCAAAAGGGUAUCAGCUUCAGCCCCCUCAUCCCCUAACACAGGCAUGCGAAGGCCUUCCAUAUCAGAGAUGCGAGUCAUCCCUGAACCACCCGCCAAAUGCGUCCGCUCCCUUUCAUCCACCUCAUCCCACGAACUCAGCAAAACAUCCCGCUCCUCGUCGAUCAGCACGGCAGUAACGUCGCCAGCAGCCGCCCGGAAUGACAUGUCGCCAACACCCAGGCCGAUCACCGACUACGCACGUUACCUGCACCAGACCAUCGAACGCGGCGAAUCCAUCUUGGAAAACAACGAGAUUGAAUUGCUAGCGCUCGAGCGGAACCAGUACCGCGACUCGUUCCGCCGCGCCGAUUGCGAGAGGAACGUGUUGCUCGAGUACAUCAUGGCCGAGCAGAACCCGAAUCAGAAGGAGAGGCGGAACAACAGCAAGAACGCCGUCUCCGAAAAGGCGUUGGCCGAUCUGCGUAAAGAACUCGCGGAGUCAAACAGCACCAUCUCGAUGCUCUCGCAAAAAGUCACCGAGCUGGGCGUGCAGGCGCGAAAGGACGCUACCACCAUCGCCUCGCUUCGCAAUGACUUGACCACCAUCCGUUACGCUGAAUGGGACUCUGGCGUUGAGCUGGAACAACAUGCCACCGUCCAGUUGAAGCGGCGCGGAUCGAGGUCUCCGUCAAUGGCGAGGAAAGCGUCUGCGUCGGACGAUGGGCCGGUACAGGUCACCGUCAGUCGGGGAAACAGCCCUUUGCUGUCGCGUAAGCUGACUCCCGAACCUGCGACGGAGAAGCCUCAGCCGAAACCUCAGGCUGAAAUCAUCGUGAAGGAAGAGAAGAAUGACGAUUGGGUCAGCUGCUGGGAUUCCUCGGCUGCGUUUGCCCAUCCUUUCAUGUAGUCCUUGGAAACUGUUACAUACACAGGGUGAGAAGACGGUCACAGUGUCGAA
Messenger RNA from Fimicolochytrium jonesii, 2041 nucleotides. RefSeq lists its product as uncharacterized. The record is from RefSeq and is a predicted model, not a curated record. NCBI's taxonomy places the organism in Eukaryota, Fungi, Chytridiomycota, Chytridiomycetes, Spizellomycetales, Powellomycetaceae. Bases 41 to 1990 code for a protein of 649 amino acids. The transcript has a single exon.